Molecule: messenger RNA, 2582 nt
Organism: Ctenopharyngodon idella (grass carp)
Lineage: Eukaryota; Metazoa; Chordata; Actinopteri; Cypriniformes; Xenocyprididae
Gene: tal1
Product: T-cell acute lymphocytic leukemia 1
Exons: 4
Coding region: 290-1315 (341 amino acids)
Biological process (GO): regulation of transcription by RNA polymerase II
Molecular function (GO): protein dimerization activity; RNA polymerase II cis-regulatory region sequence-specific DNA binding; DNA-binding transcription factor activity, RNA polymerase II-specific
Source: RefSeq, a predicted model, not a curated record
CUCCCCAUACUGAGAGGCGCGCGCUGGACGUGAUGUGGAAUUAUAUAGACCUCACUUCCAGUUCCACACAGCACUUCAGUGCAUCUAAAACCUCAGACAUGGAUGACCCUCCACAAAAUGGCUCCAUGCACACACUAACAUCCACCGCCCGACGACGGUGACCUCCGAUGAGAAGCUAAACAGACGCUGGAUUGGUUGGGAAUUACAAUUUCCUUUGGAUACCACUAUAUAUAUAUAUAUAUAAGCUUUUGGAAAACAGCUGGAUUUUUUGGGGGAUCUGGACUUAAGGAUGAUGGAAAAACUGAAAUCCGAGCAAUUUCCGCUCAGCCCGAGCACUGAGGGCUGCGGAUCUCCCCCGCGCGACACCGCGCCCGAGGAGGGGGACUCAUGCGGGAAACAGGAAGGCACGACAGCAGAGACAGGAGAGCAUCACCUCCCCGAGGAGCGCCGCGUCCUUAAUGGCGUUGCCAAGGAAACAGCUCACCACGCCACCGAGCUAAAAAAGGAAGUGGCGGUGAUCGAGCUGUCCAGGAGAGGAGGGAGCGCAGAUAUAAAAGGCAGAGAGCUCAAGGCAGACAUCAGCCAUAAGGUGCAAACCACCGAGCUGUGCAGACCACCGAUUCCACUGCCACUGCCUCCCAGAGACCCGCUGAGCGACACUCGAAUGGUGCAGUUGAGUCCGCCCGCUUUCCCUCUCCCGGCACGAGCGAUGCUCUACAGCAACAUGACGCAACCGCUCGCCACUAUUAACAGUGGUUUUGCUGGAGAAGCGGAUCAGUAUGGGAUGUAUCCCAGCAGUCGAGUGAAACGCAGACCUGCACCUUAUGAGGUUGAAAUCAGCGAUGGUAGGAGCAUUUUAGAUCUUUCUAAGUAUGGCUCGCAGCCCAAAAUUGUGCGACGGAUUUUCACGAAUAGCCGCGAGCGCUGGCGGCAGCAGAACGUGAACGGUGCCUUCGCAGAGCUGCGCAAGCUCAUCCCCACCCACCCUCCCGACAAGAAACUCAGCAAGAACGAGAUCCUCCGCCUGGCCAUGAAGUACAUCAACUUCCUGGCCAAGCUCCUUAACGACCAGGACGACAUGGUGGGGGGUGAUGCCCCCGCCCGGGCCAACCGAGAUGCCAGAGACGCGACUCUAGUUCGGGACGACCUCCUCCAGGAGAUGCUGAGCCCGAACUCCAGCUGCGGGAGCCUGCUGGACGGGGACGCCAGCCCGGAGAGCUUUACCGAGGACCAGGACUCGUCGGUGGAGUCCAGGUCUUCGGCGAGGGGACUACAUCAUUCCAGCCUCCCGCUGGACGGAAACACCCAGCGAUGACUGAGUUGGCAUCAACGGACUUUUCUGAAGCCCCAAGUUUGAGAGGGCGCAGUGCUUCAUGGACCUCAACUAGCGUAUGUCGUGUGCAAGCAUAUUCUUACGUAAGACUUUCUGUUAAGCUCCUCUCUUCGCGCUUCGAUGCUAAGGUGCCCUCCGUGGUGAAAAGCUGGUACGGGGGAAAAUGUCAGGUAGAUUUUUAGUCCACACUUGGUUGUUUAGACAGGAUCGCCACCUGAAAACGAUAAGAAAACAGAAGUUUGAAUGGUACCCACACCUCAUCAGGUACACCGUUGGUAAGGAGGUCAUUGGAAACAGCUGGACCUUUACAACAAAAAUUAGCGUUUGGAGAAGUCAAGUCCAAGAAAAGGAAUAGUUCACCCAAAAAUGACAAUUCUGGCAUCAUUUACUCACCCUCAUGUCAUUCCAAACCUGAAUUUCUAUCUUCAGUGAAACCCAAAAGAAGAAUAUUCGAAGAACCAUGCAAUGGCCACUCAAUGAAAGUCAAUGGGACCCCAUUCACUUUCAUUGUAUGGAUAAAAACAUUCUUCAAAAUAUCUUCUUUUCUGUUUCUGCUGAAGAUAUAAAGGUUUAGAGCGGUGAGUAAAUGAUGUAAUGAUGACCCGGCUUUGGCUUUGUGCAGCAUCUUUGAGACAAAUGUGUACAUACUGGGAAUUUCAAUGGAAUAUGACCUUUAAGUAUUAUUAGCGUCACCGGCAAUAGCAACAACGCUAUUUGGGGGAAAAAGUAUCACCAUUUUGUAAAUGGUUUUUCGGUAUUAUGUUUCGAAACACAAUCAUUCGAGAAAAAUGGUGGAGGAGGUACAAGAAUGUGUACAUAAACCGGGAUAAUGUCGUGUGUCUGUAAUGAUGACCCUUGUUCCUUUAGACUGUUCUUUUGCAUUGUGAUCAUGGUACACCAUUAAUUCGCAUCUCCAUCUCCCCUUCAUUUAUUCGUUUCUUUGGCUUAAACACCCCUCCAACCCGACCAUCUCGCAAUGACGCAUUCAUUGAGUAACGUUCUGUCACUUUAUUUAACUUGUAUGAACUUGAUCUGCUUUUUAGCAGAGGAUUGAGUAACCAGUCUUGGUACCUUUAAAUCUUUUAUUGGGUAUUAAAUGAGCAAACAAACAAAAAAUGGUUAUUUUAAUGUGAUAUUUAGUAGAAAGACCUUUGUUGUAAGGUGAAAAUCUAUCUAUGAAUAUAUGCAAUGUUAUAUCUCACAAAUUUUAUAUAAAAACCCACAAAAAUAAAAAACACAAACCUGAAAA